GGGACUCAGUGCGUGGAGCGCAGCGCGGUGCAGCAGCAGCCAUGCCCGUGGACCUGGCGCUGUGGAGCGGGCCCCUGAGCCUCACCGAGGUGGAGCAGCAGCCGGCGCAGCCCUUGCGGGUCAAGUAUGGCUCCGUGGAGAUAGACGAGCUGGGCAAGGUGCUCACCCCCACUCAGGUGCAGAAUCGCCCCACCAGCAUUGAGUGGGAUGGCUGUGAUCCCCAGAAGCUUUACACCCUGGUUCUCACAGACCCAGAUGCGCCCAGUAGGAAGGACCCGAAGUUCAGGGAAUGGCAUCACUUCCUGGUGACCAACAUGAAAGGCAAUAACGUGAGCAGUGGGACUGUGCUGUCUGAUUACGUUGGCUCCGGACCUCCCAAAGGGACAGGGCUGCACCGCUACGUGUGGCUGGUGUACGAGCAGCCCAAGGCCCUGUCCUGCAAUGAACCCAUCCUCUCCAACCGCUCUGGGGACAAGCGAGGCAAGUUCAAGGUGGCCUCUUUCCGCAGCAAGUACGGGCUGGGGGUGCCGGUGGCUGGCACGUGCUACCAGGCCGAGUGGGAUGAUUACGUGCCCAAGCUGUACGAGCAGCUCUCGGGCAAGUAGGGCAUGGGGCGGUGAGGAAGCGCUGUGCAGCACCCCAGGGAGCGGGCUGGUCGGAGCGCCUGGCUCUAGUUCUGUUUCGUUAGUGAAUUGAACCCAUCUGCUCCUGUCCUGCCUGAGCCUGCUCCGUGUUGGUGUGCUCCAGACCUGUGCUCUGCUUCUGUGGGCUCCCACUUGUCCAGGUGAUCACUGUGGGGCCACCACCCCCAGGCUGACCUGCUCAAGGGAAGCCAGACCUGUGUUCAUGUUCCUGCUGUACUGAAGGUGGUGUGGGUACAGAACCACUUCUGGGGGGUGUUGGCUGCGUAGUCUCCCCUUUUCCAGGAGAGGACGUGGCACGUGAAGGGAAACCCUCAUUUCUUUCCUGUAUUCCUUUUACCCUCAAGCCUUUGGCCAGUGCCUCCACUGUAGUGAACCACUAGAGUAGUGAAGGUGCAGCUAAGCUGAUUUGUAGCACUGCCUUCUGUUUUCUGUUGCCACUCGAAGCUGAGAGACCACUUCCUUUGUUGGAGUUCUGCUGUGACCCAAUGUCAAUGUGCUGUUUGCUCACAGUGCAAUUAAAAACUUACCAAGGUGGA
Melopsittacus undulatus (budgerigar) is the source of this 1180-nucleotide messenger RNA. RefSeq names its product phosphatidylethanolamine binding protein 1 (gene PEBP1). Gene Ontology annotation, biological process: negative regulation of MAPK cascade. The record is from RefSeq and is a predicted model, not a curated record. Bases 42 to 605 code for a protein of 187 amino acids. Lineage: Eukaryota; Metazoa; Chordata; Aves; Psittaciformes; Psittaculidae. The transcript has 4 exons.